This is a messenger RNA of Peromyscus eremicus (cactus mouse), 1558 nucleotides long. Its product is annotated as MHC class I-like protein MILL2. Gene Ontology annotation, cellular component: external side of plasma membrane. Gene Ontology annotation, biological process: antigen processing and presentation of endogenous peptide antigen via MHC class I via ER pathway, TAP-independent; antigen processing and presentation of endogenous peptide antigen via MHC class Ib; positive regulation of T cell mediated cytotoxicity. NCBI's taxonomy places the organism in Eukaryota, Metazoa, Chordata, Mammalia, Rodentia, Cricetidae. The record is from RefSeq and is a predicted model, not a curated record.
UUAUCACGAAGCCAUUGAGAGGGAAAAAAUGGAAGCCAGUUCUGUAAACCCCGGACUCACAGUCUUCCUGUGUGUGUGUGUCUCACUGCUGCCGUUCACGGUGGAUUCAGAACUAUGCUGCCUCCGGGAAACCCAUACACUGCGCUAUGACCUCACAGUCCGGUUUCCGGAGGACUCUUGGGAGCCCCUGUCCCCGAUCCUAGUAUACGUUGAUGAUGAGCUCUUCCUGCGCUACAACGGGGACAGCAGGAGAGCAGAGGCCGUGGGGCCCAAGAUCAAGGGACAUGCAGGAGCUAAGAACUGGACAAGAGAGACUGAGGACCUGCAGAAAAAGGAGGAGCAACUCAGGAGAAUACUGGCUGAGGUCACAAGCCAGCAGGGCCAGAAGAAGGGCCUUCACACCCUCCAGGAAACCUUGGGCUGUGAGCUUCAGGGAAACCAGAGCACUGGAGGCUUCUGGCGCCUGGGCUACGAUGGGCAGGACUCCCUCACCUUUGACCAGAAGACUCUCAGAUGGACAAUGACUAUGCCCUCCACCCAGCAGACCAAGGUGUUCUGGGAGACACGUGCACCCAGAGCUGAUGAAUUUAAGACUUUCUUGGAGGACAUAUGUCCUGCUCAGCUCCAGGGAUAUCUGGCUUUCUUGAAGAACUUUCCACCGGAUACAGGCCUCCCGGAGGUGAAGGUGACCAACACGACAUACCCAGUGGGCAGGAUCACCCUGACAUGCUGGGCUUUUAACCUGUAUCCUCGUGAGGCCACCCUGGCCUGGCUUCAGGAUGGGAAGCCGGCACAGCAGCCUACCUUUGGGCCUGGGACCAUCCUGCCCAGUGGGGACGGGACCUACCAGACCUGGGUGUCCAUUUGGGUUCUUCCUGGACAGGAACCAGAGUUCACCUGCCACCUGAGGCACCAAACCCAUGACAUCAAGGUCCCUGCUGCCCCUGGUGAGAAAAUGGGGCAACCAUUCACCUCAGGGGGUAGGAGGCAGGGGCAGGAAGGACCCAUAGGACACAAUCACCACUCACUUCAUGGCAGUCCAGGGCGUGCUGCUGAGUACAUUCAUGAUGCUGCCACCUCCCAAGCUGCCUCAGCUGUUUCUGCACUCCCCAUUGUGUUGGUGAUGGUGCUGGCCAGAGCCAACUGAAGCCCGAACACAAAGAACAGAAAACUACCGGAGGGACUAACAGUUGGAGGCCCCAGUAAGAUCAAGACUCCCAACCCAUAUUCUGAAGCCAGACCUUCACUCCGGGACUCCAGGACUCCAGUGCUGCCUUGGAAGGUGCACACCUUGAAGAUGUUCCAAGACUCCAAAGAAUGCUUUCAUUUUGGCAAAUGGUUGUAGUGUAGGAAAAAGAAACUAGGAAGCACCUGUCUGAGGAGUGCUCCAUUGGUAAGUCAUAGAGGGCAUCUCCUUCUAUGGCAGCAUUUCUCAACCUGUUGGUCUCCACCAUCAGAAAACACAUAUUUCCAAUGAUCUUAGGAGCUGAUGCCUCACUCAGUAGCAAAGUUACAGUUAUGAAGUAGCUACAGAAAUAAAUUUAUGGUUGGGGGUUCC